Messenger RNA from Aphanomyces invadans, 1586 nucleotides. RefSeq lists its product as hypothetical. The record is from RefSeq and is a predicted model, not a curated record. Gene Ontology annotation, cellular component: intracellular membrane-bounded organelle. Lineage: Eukaryota; Oomycota; Saprolegniomycetes; Saprolegniales; Verrucalvaceae. Gene Ontology annotation, biological process: magnesium ion homeostasis. The coding region runs from base 48 to 1529 and encodes 493 amino acids. The transcript has 5 exons.
GCACGAAAGGUUGCGACUGUGUAGCUGUCGUGCGACUGGAUAUCGACAUGAACUCGACUGCGCUGGUGCACCGAGGCACCGUGGGCGAGACGUGUGACCCGACCGCGCUCUUGACGGUGGCGUGCGACCCCCACGGGUUUUACUUUGCCCUGUUCGUGUCGGUGGGGCUGGUCGUGAUGGCAGGGACGAUAGCAGGACUGACCAUGGGCCUGCUCAGCCUCGACCAACUCAACUUGCAAAUCCUGGAAACGACAGGGUCCGAUGACGAGAAAACGUACGCGACGCGGCUCCUGCCCGUCGUCAAGCAGCACCACCGCGUCCUCGUCUCGCUGCUUUUGUUCAACGCGAUCGCCAACGAAGCCCUCCCUGUCUUUCUCGCGCGCAUCGUUCCCGACACGUACGCAGUCGUGAUCUCGGUGUCGUGUGUCCUCUUCUUUGGGGAAAUCCUCCCGUCCGCCAUCUUCACCGGCAAGGCGCAGCUCACGAUUGCGGCGACCCUGGUGCCCAUCGUUCGAUUACUCAUGUGGAUGGCAUUGCCGGUUGCGUGGCCGAUCGCGAAAGCCCUCGACUGUGUUCUCGGUGACGACCACCACGUAUCCAGGUACAAGCGCAAGGAGCUCAAGGCGCUCGUCGCUCUGCACCAUCGAAAAAGCCUCAAACAGCUCGAAAACGACACAACCAAGCCACAGCAUGGCGCUGCUGCGAAAGCGCAGUCGUUGCCGUUGUUGGGCAAGAUGCUAUACGAUGCCACGACCCCGCUCCUCGUCGAUCACGAACCUACCUUGCCAGCCACCGCCCCGCCGCUCCCGACAGAUGACGGCCAGACGGUCAUGACGCAGCGGCCUUCCAUGACGAGCACGACCCUUCUCAACGACGAAGUCGCCAUUAUCCAUGGCGCGAUGGACAUGAGCACGAAAACUGUGCAAAUGAUCAUGACGCCGUUUGACAACGUUUUCAUGCUGGACGUUGAAGAAAAACUCAACGACGCCGUGAUGGUGCGCAUCCUGGCGAGCGGGUACUCUCGCAUCCCCGUGUACAAGGGCCAUCGAACAAACGUCGGCCUGUUGCUCGUGAAGCGGCUGAUAGUCCUCAACCCCGCCGAGGAAAAACCACUCAAACAUUUGAUGCUCCGCCGUCCCAUCGUCAUUGCCCCCGACCAUUCGUGCUAUUCAAUUUUGAAUGUGUUUCAGGAAGGCAGGAGUCACAUGGCCCUCGUUACGGCGCAAACGGACGUUGUGUCGGCAUGCUGGCAGUCAAACUCUGACAUCGAUCCGUCGGCCGUGGAAAUUCUCGGAGUCGUCACGAUCGAAGACGUCCUGGAAGAAAUCAUCAUGGAGGAAAUCAUAGACGAAAGCGAUGCGCCAGGGCGCCCUCCCACCAAAACCGUCCUCGCGCGUGAGCGAGGGGUGCAGCGGGCAGUGGACAAGUUUAAGGGCUAUCUGGCAAAUACCAGACAAGGCAAAGGCUCGAAUGAAGCGACUCGAGGAGCCAUCGAGACGUCGCCAGUGCACGUUGUGAUAGACGACUAACUUGGCCGAAUCCACCAACUUCAACAUCGUACAUUAACGAUGCGUACGUUCCUUCAA